AUGAGAAACUAAAUCAGGACUAAUUUGUUUAGUUAGAAUUAAGUUGAAAUCGAUUAGUCUAAAAAUUUAAUAAAAUUUUCACGUAUUGCAGGAAUUGAGACAUUUCCCAUUAAUAAAGUCAAUAUAAAUUAAAAUAUGUUAAUAUAAAUAAUUUUGUUAAGUGUUGGUUAUGCACAAUUAGAGUAUGUAAAGGAAGUGAUAAAUUCAUUGGCAGACCAGGAAUGCAAUUUUAAAAAAAGAAUUGUUUAUGGACAAUAAAAACUUCAUCGCUUAUCAGGAAUUUACUUUUGCGAUUCAUAUGCCAAAAGAACAUGUUGCAGCUAACAAAAUCUAGAAGAACUCAAAUUUAAGUACUCUUAAUUAUAGUAUGUCUUAGGUGGUACAGAGAAUAGCAAUAAGCAGUCGAACUCACUUAAUAAUGUUAGGAAAUAUUUAUCAAGACCAUUUGCUCAGAUUGCGAUGGAGAUAUUGGGCAACAAAUAAGGGUUGGAUUCUGUCCUCACUAUUGUGCUCAAAUGUAUCAAGCCUGUUGGAAUGACCUAUUCUAAUUUGAUGAAAAAACUUAGAAAUUAAGACUAUGCUAUUAAGUAAGAUCAUGUAUAAUUGUAGAAUGACGUGUUUUGUUCCGAACUGAGAAAUAUUGUAAAUAGCGGAGAUUAAUUCUGUACCUCAUUAGGGUAUAAAGUGAAUUCUUAUACAGAUGUGGAUGAGUGGUUGGAAAAUAAGUAUUUGAAUUUAUCCACAAAUCCUUUGUGCUGGGAUGGCACUCCUUCGCAUAGAAUUUGGGGAGCAGAUACGAAAUUGCCAGAAACAAAAGUGAGUACUAAGAGCAAGAAAAAAUCUACAAAAGAGGAAUAGUAAUCCUACUUAGGCCUUAUCAUAUUUAUUGUGAUUAUCGUAAUACUAAUAGUAGUAUCCUAUCGUGCCAAUAUAUUUCAAAAGAAAUGA
Molecule: messenger RNA, 948 nt
Organism: Paramecium octaurelia
Lineage: Eukaryota; Ciliophora; Oligohymenophorea; Peniculida; Parameciidae
Source: the annotation of a GenBank genome assembly